Messenger RNA from Hippocampus comes (tiger tail seahorse), 3844 nucleotides. RefSeq names its product aryl hydrocarbon receptor-like. The record is from RefSeq and is a predicted model, not a curated record. Gene Ontology annotation, molecular function: protein dimerization activity; transcription cis-regulatory region binding; nuclear receptor activity. Gene Ontology annotation, cellular component: aryl hydrocarbon receptor complex; nucleus. The coding region runs from base 561 to 2855 and encodes 764 amino acids. Gene Ontology annotation, biological process: xenobiotic metabolic process; response to xenobiotic stimulus; regulation of transcription by RNA polymerase II. The transcript has 12 exons. Lineage: Eukaryota; Metazoa; Chordata; Actinopteri; Syngnathiformes; Syngnathidae.
AGCGUCCCUGCCAUUAAUGCCCACUACCGCUGGGGGGCGAUGUCGUAGGAAGCCAAACCCAGGUCACAGGAAGCGGCGUCACUGUCGUACAACUCUAGCUCAACACUCUCACCUCAAAAAUACAAUUAAGCGGUGGAUUAGUUUUGCGUUUAGAGCAUGUACAACGGUACUGAAAAAGUCCAUUUGGCGAUUGUUGAUUUGGAACGAAACAAAGGGGAAAGUUUGCUCCAACGACAACGCGCGACUUAGACGGCUGCUCCUGUAUCGGGCGCCGUGAUUGGCCGAAGCGGAAAAGAGGCUGUCGCCCACUCAAGACCAAGUCUACUGGAAAACUUGCGAGAUUUUUUUUUUUUGAUAUGCGCUUGUGAAUGUUCUUUGCCUCGGCUCGCGUCGAGUAGUUAGGAUUACAUAUCAAAGUGGAGACGCCGCUGAUGAAAAUCCGCUUCCGGAGGCGUCGAGGAAUCCGGAUAUCGGUGUUAAAUGCGACUUCGGAGGACACUAGUUGCCUUCCUCCCGUUGAAGUAAAGUGAACCUCAACUGUAACUAACCCGAGCGCCACCAUGCAGGGAAAUGUUGGCGUCUACGCGGUGAAGAGGAGGAAAAAGCCCAUUCAGAAGAAUGCCGCGCCUCCGCCCGUGAAGACCAACCCGUCCAAGCGGCAUCGGGACCGCCUCAAUGUGGAGCUGGAGCGCCUGACCGGGCUGCUGCCGUUCUCCGAGGAGGUCCGCAACCGCCUGGACAAGCUGUCGGUGCUGCGGCUCAGCGUGGGAUACCUCAAAGUCAAGAGUUACUUCCACACGCAGCACAGGAAAUGCGUGGCGCUCCGUCCCCCCAACAGCGACGGGCGGUCGGUGUCGCUGGACGGCGUCGGCUUCUCUGAGGGCGAGUUCCUCCUCAAGUCGCUCAACGGCUUCGUCUUGGUGGUGACGGGCGACGGCACCAUCUUCUACACGUCGCCCACGAUCCAGGACUUCCUCGGCUUCCAUCAGUCUGACAUGGUGCAGCAGAGCGUCUUUGACCUGAUCCACAUCGACGACAGAGAGCUGUUCAACUGCCAGCUGAAGCUCGGCGUCCACCUCGGCGAGACCGGAGCGGACGCCUUGACAAAGAACAGCUCGUUCAGUCUCCUGCCUCCGGAGAACUCCUUCUUCCUGGAGAGGAACUUCUGCUGUCGCCUGCGCUGCCUUCUGGACAACACCUCCGGAUUCCUGGCUUUAAAAUUCUCCGGCCAUCUGAAGUACCUGCGGGAGGACGGCGGCCCCGAGGGGAAUCCUCUGUUGGCCCUGUUCGCCGUGGCCACGCCUCUGCAGCCGCCGCCCGUCAUGGAGAUCCGCACAAGGACUCUCAUUUUCCAGACCAAACACCGGAUGGACUUUGCCCCCAUGGCCGUGGACACCAGGGGCAAACUGGUGUUGGGUUACUCUGAAACCGAGCUGAUCACCCCGGGUUCCGGCUAUCAGUUCGUUCACGCCGCCGACAUGAUGUACUGCGCCGACAACCACCUCAGGAUGAUCAAGACAGGAGACAGCGGCUUCACUUUCUUCCGGCUGCUCACCAAGACGGGACAGUGGUUGUGGGUACAAGCCACCGCCCGCGUGGUCUUCAAAGACGGACGGCCUGACUUCAUCAUCGCCCGUCAGAAGCCGCUAACGAAUGAAGAGGGAGAGGAGCACCUCCAGCAGAGAAGACAGCAACUGCCCUUCAACUUAGCCACGGGAGAAGGCGUCCUGUAUGACCUUUCCCUGAAUGCCUUCACCAUCCCGGCCCCGACCGGCACCAAGGGGCCCCUGGGAGAAAGUCCUCUGGAUCCCAGUUCCAUCUUAGGAUCCUUACACCGGCAAGACCGCUCGCUUUAUUCCCAGGAUCCCGCCCCCCGACUCACCGACUUCUCCCAAGUAGACGAAAGCGACCCGGAGCAGCCUCUGGAGCGAGCCUUCUCGGACAGCCACGCGCUGCUCAGCGUUCCGGGUCAGCUGGAAGAGACGUGCGGCUCUACGUCGCACUCCAUGCUGGACUCGCUGGAGCAGAUCCUGGGAGACCUGGGUGAUGGUGGCCUGGACGAUCUGGAGGUAGAGCAACGCGAGCUGAGGGAGUGGGAGAACACGCUGCUCAGGAUGAACCAGAACCGAGACUUGGAUCACAUCCUGGCCAGCGAUGUCUUUGCCUAUGUGGAGGAGGCCCUCGGAUUAAAAACCGCAGGAGGCGAAAGCUCUCUUCAGGCUUCCCCUGACUCUGCCAGGUUGUUCGAGUUUGGGCCAGAAGUUCUUUCGGGCGUGUUGUUUUCUGGUGCGGAACCCCCUUCCAACUCUCAUCUUGGACACUGGCCUGCGAGCGACACGCCUUUCCGCCACGGCAUUCCCUCCCGCUCCUGCCGUUUUGAGACGGCUUGGCGACCUUCAACGGUGACCUCCAACACCGAUCUAGCGGGUGCCCACUCGAAUCCCUCCCAACAGGCCUCGUGGCCCUGCCCCCGCACGGACGCAACCGGCCCGCAGUUUUCUGGCAGCUGCAUGUAUGAACACUUGGCAAAUUCUGGCCCCGGUCUCCCCCAGGGGCCCCCGUAUAUGGGACUAGCCCACGUCAGCGCUCCGAGCGCAGGCUUCGCCCUGCCGCACGCGGUCGAAGAAGCACGGCCCCCCGCCGCAGCGGCCUGCCAGACGCAGCUUCCCGCCCUCGGCGACAUGUGCGAAACAGGAGCGUCCCGACCGGAACGUCACGCUGAAAACGGAGCGUCGCAGUCGACCUUCUUCUGCUGGAACGGUCAAGCCCAGAGGCCCAAAGAUCCCCUGAACCCGUACGCCUUCCCGGUUCAUCCGCCCAGGAUGAUCAGCCUGCCCCGGAACAGCGGCCCCUAGCCGCCCAAAACGCCACCUCUUGGAGAGGAAAGAAAAGCCGCCUCAUUUCAAAGGGACUCCAUCUCUGCUGCGUUUUAUGCUCCUUUUGCAAAGCAAGUGGGAUGUCACAAGAAGACCAUCCUUCAAGACCUGGGACAUGUUUGUAUAUGAAUGUAUAUAUGCCACGCAUCUAGAAAGGAUUCAUAGCGUUUUACUUUUUUCACAUUUUAUUACGGUUCGUCUCAUAAUUACAACCUCUCUCUCUCUCUCUAUAUACAUACAGUAUAUAUAUAUUAGACGAUUUCAAAUUCAGCAAAAAUAAAUACUUUUGCAAUAAGGUAUUAUUCUAAACAGACUUUUAGGAACUUUUCAAAAAUGUUAAAAACUUUGGUAGGAUCCAAGGACAAAACUGGAUCAAGACUCAAAAUGUGGAUCUACCCACAACAUUUUCAAUGAAAGAACUUCUAUUAACUUUUUGUUUUGGUAUGACACAAGUGGAGUCAAAAUGAAUUGGCUGACUUUUUAAUCAAAUGUCUUUGUUUCAGUUUGGGCUAACUUUGAAAAAGAAAUGAAAAACAACUUCUUUCACGCCAUGAUGAUGUGUUGUGUGUAGAAUAGAACGUAAACAAUGUGGAAAAAGUCUAGCGCUGUAAAUACAUUCUAGGUGCAUUUUGGGGGGAAAAAAAUAAGAGAGCGCUUGACAGUUAUCUGGCCACAUUUAAAGAACUGCAGUCAAUAUCUAAUUUAUGUUACUGGAAAGUGAAAACUAACCUUGCCUUUAUAAGUCAUAGCAACAUAUUUGUAUAGCCACAUUCAAAUGUUUCACCCACCUCUUCGGACUCGCUUGUCAAGCCUCCGCGUAUAUUCAGACGUGUACUCAUGCAGGUGAUUGACGCUAUUCAGGCAGCUAAAGGCAGAGACCAAACGUCGGUGUCAAACGUGAUCUCUGCCGACAAGCCUUGUGCUUUAUAUUCUUGCUUUUCUAUUAAACCCAACCUCAGUGAAUGGAA